CCUUCCUCAUUCUGAUGACCUGGUUCCUGUUUGAUCCUGUUUACCAGCUUCCGAAGAUUGAAAAUAACCCCAACUCCUCUGCACUGGUGUUGCAAGCAGAAGGAAACGGCGAGAAGUUGAGGAUUUAAGCUGGGAGACUUGGCAGGAUGUCUUCCAAGCGACCAGCCUCUCCGUAUGGGGAAGCAGAUGGAGAGGUAGCCAUGGUGACAAGCAGACAGAAAGUGGGAGAAGAGGAGAGUGACGGGCUCCCAGCCUUUCACCUUCCCUUGCAUGUGAGUUUUCCCAACAAGCCUCACUCUGAGGAAUUUCAGCCAGUUUCUCUGCUGACGCAAGAGAACUGUGGCCAUAGGACUCCCACUUCUCAGCACAACACAAUGGAAGUUGAUGGCAAUAAAGUGAUGUCUUCAUUUGCCCCGCACAACUCAUCUACCUCACCCCUGAAGGCAGAAGAAGGUGGGCGUCAGAGUGGAGAAUCAUUGUCCAGCACAGCCCUGGGAACCCCUGAGAGGCGCAAGGGGAGCUUAGCGGAUGUUGUAGACACCCUUAAGCAAAGGAAAAUGGAAGAGCUCAUCAAAAAUGAGCCAGAAGAAACUCCCAGUAUUGAAAAGCUACUAUCAAAGGACUGGAAAGACAAACUUCUUGCCAUGGGAUCAGGGAACUUUGGAGAAAUAAAAGGGACUCCAGAAAGCCUCGCUGAGAAAGAAAGGCAGCUCAUGGGCAUGAUCAAUCAGCUGACCAGCCUGCGGGAGCAGCUGCUGGCAGCUCACGACGAGCAGAAGAAGCUGGCGGCAUCACAGAUCGAGAAGCAGCGCCAGCAAAUGGAGCUGGCCAAGCAGCAGCAAGAGCAGAUUGCAAGACAACAGCAGCAGCUCCUGCAGCAACAACACAAAAUUAACCUUCUUCAGCAACAGAUCCAGGUCAGAGAUUCCGUCUCCACCCAUGUCCCUAUUACCUCUUUUCUCUCCUUUUCCUUUUCCAUUCCCCUGCCCCCUCCUCACUUUUGUCUGUUAUUGUCAUAG
Tinamus guttatus (white-throated tinamou) is the source of this 1019-nucleotide messenger RNA. The record is from RefSeq and is a predicted model, not a curated record. NCBI's taxonomy places the organism in Eukaryota, Metazoa, Chordata, Aves, Tinamiformes, Tinamidae.